This is a messenger RNA of Sungouiella intermedia, 1053 nucleotides long. The record is from the annotation of a GenBank genome assembly. Lineage: Eukaryota; Fungi; Ascomycota; Pichiomycetes; Serinales; Metschnikowiaceae.
AUGGACAAAGCCGCUAUCAGAAAAAAGUUCACCGACGAGUUCGAUGGCUUGGUCGAUGAGUUGAAGGAAAUGUUGGUGCUGUACAACAUGCCAGCAGAGGCCAUUGAGUGGUUCCAAAAAAAUUUGGACUACAACACUCCAGGUGGAAAGUUGAACAGAGGAUUGUCUGUCAUUGACACCUACUGUAUCUUGAAGGGCAAGAAGCUUGAGGAUUUGUCUGCUGCUGAGUACAAGAAGGUGGCCAUUUUGGGCUGGUGUAUUGAGUUGUUGCAAGCAUACUUUUUGGUGGCCGACGACAUGAUGGACCAAUCCAAAACCAGAAGAGGCCAGCCUUGUUGGUACUUGGUGGAGGGUGUAGGAAACAUCGCCAUUAACGACUCCUUCAUGUUGGAAGGUGCCAUCUACAUGUUGUUGAAGAAGCACUUCCGUCAGGACUCCUACUACGUGGACUUGUUGGAUCUUUUCCAUGAGGUGACAUUCCAAACCGAAUUGGGUCAGUUGUUAGACUUGGUCACCGCUGACGAGGAGCACGUGGACUUGGACAAAUUUUCCUUGGCCAAGCACUCGUUCAUUGUCAUUUUCAAGACCGCAUACUACUCUUUCUACUUGCCAGUGGCCUUGGCCAUGUUCAUGUGCGGUAUCAACAGCGACGCCGACUUGAAGCAGGUUAGAGAUGUUUUGAUCCCAUUGGGUGAGUACUUCCAGAUCCAGGAUGACUUCUUGGAUUGUUUCGGUACCCCCGAGCAGAUUGGUAAGAUCGGUACCGACAUCAAGGACAACAAGUGCUCUUGGGUGGUUAACCAGGCAUUAUUGAAGGCCACACCUGAACAACGUAAGGUUUUGGACGAGAACUACGGAAAGAAGGACGACGAAUCUGAGCAGAGAGUAAAGGACUUGUUCAACGAGAUGAAGAUUGCAGACAUUUAUAAUGAGUACGAAGAGGCGAUUGGUGCCAAGUUGAAGGAGCAGAUUGACAAAGUGGAUGAAUCCAGAGGCUUGAAGAAGGAGGUUUUGACUGCUUUCUUGGCCAAAGUGUACAAACGUUCCAAGUAG